CGGAGUAGACCUCGCCUCGUUGGUUAGCGCUGCCUUUUAAAGCAAACGGGCGCGCACUUCCAGCCGUCAUUCAGUCUGAAUACUAGACACAGGGAAGGAGUACUGCUGUGUCGUCCAACCAUCCUUCUCUUUCUUUCCCUGUUAUUAAUAGAUACCAAACUAGCUACCCCCUUUAGCUGUUGUUAUUUUUUAUUUGUAUGUUAACGUUAAACGGUUAGUCAACUAGCUCAAUCAUGUACCGGUACUUCGGGGAGUUGUUAUCCCGCGGGGCGGGCAGUGCACUGGCCUCGGGGUGCGUGGACUCUGCUCUCCCAGCAUCGGCCUCUCUAAUGCGGGUCCGACAGUAUAGCGAGCAGCCCGACGACCCCAACUUCUUUCGCAUGGUGGAGGGUUUCUUCGACCGCGGAGCCGCCAUCGUUGAGGACAAGCUUGUGGAGGACCUAAAGAGCAGAGAGACCCACGAACAGAAGACGAAACGAGUGAAGGGGAUUCUCCGCAUCAUCAAGCCCUGCAACCACGUCCUCAGCGUCUCUUUCCCCAUCAAAAGGGACAACGGAGAGUGGGAGGUAGUGGAGGGCUACCGCGCCCAGCACAGCCAGCACAGGACGCCCUGCAAGGGGGGCAUCCGCUACAGUGAAGAGGUGUCUGUUGAUGAGGUGAAGGCUCUGGCCUCUCUGAUGACAUACAAGUGUGCCGUGGUUGAUGUACCCUUCGGAGGGGCUAAAGCUGGUGUCAAGAUCAACGUCAAAAAUUACUCUGACAAUGAGCUGGAGAAGAUCACUAGGAGGUUUACCAUUGAGCUGGCCAAGAAAGGCUUCAUCGGGCCAGGUAUUGAUGUGCCUGCUCCUGACAUGAGCACCGGAGAGAGAGAGAUGUCCUGGAUCGCUGACACAUACGCCAACACCAUCGCACACACUGACAUCAACGCCCACGCGUGUGUGACAGGGAAGCCCAUCAGCCAGGGCGGUAUCCACGGUCGUAUCUCAGCCACCGGUCGCGGAGUGUUCCACGGCAUUGAGAACUUCAUCAACGAGGCUUCCUACAUGAGCAUGCUGGGCCUGACCCCCGGCUUCCAGGACAAGACCUUCAUCAUCCAGGGCUUUGGUAAUGUGGGUCUCCACUCCAUGCGGUACCUCCACAGGUACGGUGCUAAGUGUGUGGGCAUCGCUGAGUUUGACGGCAGCAUCUACAACCCAGAGGGCAUUGACCCCAAGCAGCUGGAGGACUACAAACUGCAACACGGUACGAUCGUAGGUUUCCCCGGGGCUCAGCCAUACGAGGGCAGCCUCCUGGAAGCUCCGUGUCACAUCCUGAUCCCUGCCGCCAGCGAGAAGCAGCUCACACGCAACAAUGCCCACAGAAUCAAGGCCAAGAUCAUUGCUGAGGGAGCCAACGGCCCAACCACACCCGACGCUGACAAGAUCUUCCUAGAGAACAAAGUCAUGGUCAUCCCUGACAUGUACCUGAACGCCGGUGGUGUGACAGUGUCCUACUUUGAGUGGCUCAAGAACCUGAACCAUGUCAGCUAUGGACGUCUCACCUUCAAAUACGAGAGAGACUCCAACUACCAUCUCCUCAUGUCCGUUCAGGAGAGUUUGGAGAGGAAGUUUGGAAAGCAGGGAGGACCAAUCCCCGUUGUCCCCACCGCUGACUUCCAGGCCAGAGUCGCUGGUGCUUCUGAGAAGGACAUUGUUCACUCUGGGCUGGCCUACACCAUGGAGAGAUCUGCCAGGCAAAUCAUGCGUACGGCCAGUAAGUACAACCUGGGUCUGGACCUGCGGACGGCUGCGUACGUCAACGCCAUCGAGAAGGUGUUCAAGGUCUACAACGAGGCCGGCAUCACCGUCACAUAAUCACCCUAUCAAAGUCAGACCCCUCCUAUACUGCCCUGAUAUUUGUUCCACCGCUUCCCCAUCGCCCAAUCAGCCUUUAGAACAUUUUAGCUUUUACAUUAGAGAUCCCCACCUCCCUUUCGUACGCACGCACGCACACACACACACACAGACACACAUGCAUACACACACACUGACACGUACUGUGUUCUGUGUCCCAUGACCUCGCCAUAUCUCAGUAUCAUGACGGUAACUCAGUAUUUCUGUAUCGUUUUGUUUCAGUAUUGUCGUUCAGUUAUUAUUUGUGUAUUUUGAAAGGAGCAGGUUGUAGCAGGAAGCUAGCAAUGCUGAGAGAGAUUUAAGACGACCCCCCCCCCCCCCCCCAUUACUAUCUGAGUUCAAUGUCUGUCUUUUUGUCUUGUUUGACCCUGGUGUUGCCAUGGUUUCAGACCACAGCACUGGAGAUGCCUUAGCUCUGACGGAGCUCUGUACUGAAGAGACGCACAUACACCACUAUACUGUACUUAAAAAAAGGAAAUAGAUUUCAUGUUAACUUUAGACUUAUACUUUAUUUAAAAAAAAGGGAAAUGGUUUAAAACUUUAUAUCAGGGAAAGGUGAUAUCAUAUGUGUUCCUCCCAGAGGAUACGGGUCAGAGGUCAAGGCCCAUAUCCACAAAGCAUCUCAGAAAAGGUCCUAGGAAUUCUGUUAGAACCUGUUUUAAGACAAUAAAACUCCCAGCUCAGAGUAGGUUUUAGGAUGAUGUUAAGACACUGCUCAGAUGGGCCUUCCGAGUGGCGCAGCGGUCUAAGGCACUGCUUGGGGCGUUACUAAAGACC
Molecule: messenger RNA, 2669 nt
Organism: Salvelinus namaycush (lake trout)
Lineage: Eukaryota; Metazoa; Chordata; Actinopteri; Salmoniformes; Salmonidae
Product: glutamate dehydrogenase, mitochondrial-like
Exons: 13
Coding region: 234-1853 (539 amino acids)
Biological process (GO): L-glutamate catabolic process
Cellular component (GO): mitochondrion
Molecular function (GO): L-glutamate dehydrogenase (NAD+) activity
Source: RefSeq, a predicted model, not a curated record